AUGGAGAACCAAUCGCUGGUCUUUUAUCCGGGGCAAAUCCUUGCCGGAACUGUUUUACUUCAAUUAGAAGAGCCGUGCACAGCGCGCGAGGUGACUCUCUAUUUGAGGGGAAAAGCGAAAAAUCAUUGGACGAAAACAAGAAGUUAUAGCGGAGCUAAUGGUACCCGGCACACGACCACCGAUCACUAUGAUUCGCGGAUUGUGAUUAUUGACGAGUCGAUUCGUUUGUGGGGAGAUGGGAAAAAGGAUAAGAUACCCACUGGGAAUUAUGAGUUCCCAUUUAGCUUCCGCUUACCGAUCAGUUGUCUCCCGUCUUUCGAAGGAGAAUAUGGACAUAUUCGCUAUGAAUUAAAAGUAGAAAUCGAUCGACCAUGGAGAUUCGAUGAAGAAGCCACUUGUCCCUUUACUGUGGUUACGGUAUGUGAUCUGAAUUUGUUUCCGUAUGCCAAAGAGCCAGCUUUUCAUGUGGUUUGCGAGAAGACCGGACUUCCAAUUUUUCGCAGAGGCGAUGUCGGAGUUGAGGUUUAUAUGCCAAAGCAGGGCUUUGUGCCGGGUGAAACGAUUCCAGUGAAGAUUACAAUCAGUAAUGAGAGCUCAAAGGAUAUGGAAUCGAUAGAAUUAGUGCUUCGUGAAUACGUGGAUUAUGCAGCUUUUCAUCCAGGAUCCGAUUUCCCGGUGAACGCUCUCUACACUGAAUCUGCGUGUGGAUCGUCGUUAAAAGAGCACCGAAGAGAUGUUGCCAAUGUUGAAAUGCCGGUGAAACUAGACGCUCACUCCGAGGGCUCAUUCACGGUCAACCUCGUGAUUCCUCCAAUCGUUGCCUCAUUUCAAUGCGCAAUUACCAGAGUUUAUUAUAUGUUAAAGGUUGCUGCCUCCACAGAAGCCACAUUCAACUCAAAAGUAAAACUCAAAAUGCCACUCAUGAUCGGCACGAUUCCAUUUCGAGAGGAUCCCCCACCGCCUCUCGAUUCCCCUCCCGCCUAUCCAAGCGCUCACCCCGAUCCACAACCCUUUCUUCAACCCGGUUUCAUCCGAGAUGCCCCACAGUUUGCACCACAACCAUCUAACAACAACCCUUCAGCACCGCCGGCCGAAGAGUCGACAGAAGCCACUGCUCCACCACUCAGCCCGCCAGCUGGCCCACCCCCAUCCUAUCAAGAAAGCAUCUUUGGGCCAACGGCGCCCGAAGGAGAACGACGGCCGUUUGCCCCGCGUUUCCCCUUCUAUCCGCACCUCUCGAUCGAUAGCUUGAAAAUCGAAAAA
Molecule: messenger RNA, 1263 nt
Organism: Mesorhabditis belari
Lineage: Eukaryota; Metazoa; Nematoda; Chromadorea; Rhabditida; Rhabditidae
Source: the annotation of a GenBank genome assembly